This is a messenger RNA of Symsagittifera roscoffensis, 6403 nucleotides long. Its product is annotated as lysine-specific demethylase 5D-like. Gene Ontology annotation, cellular component: chromatin; nucleus. Gene Ontology annotation, biological process: chromatin remodeling; regulation of DNA-templated transcription. Lineage: Eukaryota; Metazoa; Xenacoelomorpha; Acoela; Convolutidae. The coding region runs from base 9 to 5144 and encodes 1711 amino acids. The record is from RefSeq and is a predicted model, not a curated record. The transcript has 2 exons. Gene Ontology annotation, molecular function: histone H3K4me/H3K4me2/H3K4me3 demethylase activity; DNA binding.
UUAGAAAAAUGAACGACGACGUUUGGGUUCAGCCUCCGGAUGCUCCAGCAUUUGAGCCAACCGAGGAGGAAUUCGCGGAUCCGUUAAAAUACAUAGAGUCAAUUUUCCCCAUAGUAUACAACACUGGAAUUGCAAGAAUACGGCCCCCUAAAUCAUUCAACCCGCCAUUUGCGCUAGAUCCUGAAAAUUUGAAAUUUACGCCAAGAAUCCAACGAAUUUGUGAGAUGGAUGCAAAAUCUCGUACAAAACUUAAUUUCAUGUCUGAACUCACCAAGUACUGGGAACUGAACAGCAUAAAACUGAAGUAUCCAGUUAUUGACCAAAAGUAUGUGGACCUGCUGGCCUUAAAGAAAUUUGUGAUAGAAGAAGGCGGAUAUGAACAUGUAUGCAAGAAGAAAUUGUGGCCACAUAUUGCUUUUUUGCUCGGAAUUGACGCUAGUAAAUCUCAAACUCUCAAGAAUCAUUAUGAUCGAAUAAUAAAACCUUAUGAAAAGUUUCUCAGCGAAAAUGAGACAGCAAAAUCAGAGUCAAUUUCUGAGCCGAAAAAAAUUGCAAUUGCAUCUCGAUCUAGAAACGUUUCCCGAAGGUACUCAAGACGUAUUAACGAUAAAGAUUCUGAUAAAGAUAAAUGCGAUGUUGAAAACAACGCUGAGUUGAAAAAAUUGCAAUUUAUUGGAGCAGGACCUAAGAUGAGAGUUCCCGAUGGUGAUGCUGCGAAGAUACAAACAACUGCAUGUAGUGUCUGCGGGACUGCUAGCCAGGACCGACUCAUUCUGAAAUGUACUUCGUGUGGCUGUGGCUUCCACACGUUCUGUCUUGAUCCUCCAGUCAGAGAGUUUCCGAAAUCCGAAUGGAACUGUCAAAAGUGUUUGGUCAAAAUGGUCAAGAGCAAAAGCACAGACCCAUUUGGUUUUGAACAGUCGCCCUCUGAAUACAAUGUGAGAACAUUUGGCGAGUAUGCUGAUAACUUCAAGAGGAACUAUUUCAAUAGAGCACCACAAACAGUUCCUUACGAACAGGUUGAACGCGAAUUUUGGCGCCUAAUUUCAUCUCUGGAGGAAGACGUUUCAGUAAUGUAUGGCGCGGAUCUGCAGACGUUCGAACUUGGAAGCGGGUUCCCAACAGUUGAUAAUAACGUGAAGUGCGAAGAUGGAAUUGACUAUUCGGUGUCUGGAUGGAACUUGAAUAGAAUGCCAGUCGAAUCUAGAUCUCUAAUGCGGUUCAUUGAGGCUCAAAUUAGUGGCAUGAAGCUUCCAUGGCUCUACAUUGGAAUGUGUUUCUCUGCUUUUUGUUGGCAUGUUGAAGACCACUGGAGUUACUCGAUCAAUUACUUACAUUGGGGUGAAGCGAAAACUUGGUAUGGUGUUCCCUCAAAAGACGCCGAGAAAUUAGAGCAAGCUGUAAAAAAUACAGCCCCAGAAUUAUUUGAAAACCAACCAGAUCUUAUGCAUCAUCUGGUGACUACCAUGAGUCCAGUGACCUUGAUGAAUUACGGGGUCAAUGUCUACAGACUGAUUCAAAAUGCAGGGGAUUUUGUCAUUACUCUUCCAAGAGCCUACCACGCUGGGUUCAACCAGGGAUACAACUGCGCAGAAGCGGUCAAUUUCUGUCUUCCAAACUGGAUCUCGAUGGGAAGGGACUGUCUGCAACAUUACCAAAGUGUGAAGAGGUAUAAUGUAUUUUGCCACGAUGAACUCAUCUCCAAGAUAAUUCACUCUGGCGAAAAGUUCGAGGCAGAGUUUUCACAAUGCUUGUGCGAUGAUGUAUCGGUUGCCUUGGACAUUGAAAAGAAGUAUAGAGCUGAACUAGAAAGCAAAGGAUUAAUAAAAACAACGCUGACAAAGUUCGAAGAAAUUGCCGAUGAUUUGCGCAUCUGCGAUGCAUGCGAUCUGACUUGCUUUUACAGUGCUCUAACGUGUCCUUGCAGCCCCGGGAAGUUAGUUUGUCUCGCUCAUCAUGACAAAUUAUGCCAAUGUGACUAUAGGGAGAACGUUCUUCAGUUUAGAUACACAAUUGAGGAGCUGGAGGACGAUCGGGAUACCCUUCAGCAGAGAGUAGAAACCUACACCGAUUGGUUGUCUCGAUCGAAGAGUGCUCUCGAAGCAUGGCCAGGUUCUAAACUAAGCGUGAACGAGUUCAAAGACCUGGUUGAAAUUGCUGCAACAGAAGAGAUAAAUGAGCAAAAGACUGUGGAGAAACUGAAGCAAGCUGUAGCGGAUGCGGAACAGGUGCAAGUGAUUGCACAACAGCUGGCAGCUAAGAAACACCGAACUCGUGUCAGAACUGGAGGUGUUGUGAACAGCACUACCAACGAAAUCGGUCAACAUCAGCAAAGCAAGCUGAAAUUAGAAGAGCUUCAGGCGUUCUUGGACCAGGUUCAAACGAUCCCUUGCGAAUUACCUGAAACGGAACAAAUUGUUGAGGUCAUUGAUUUGGUGGAAUGCUUGGAGUCUGAUAUUAACAAAGCGCUCACACGGCGAGAUAUGGAAAAUGUAACUAAAAUGGAGGAGCUGUAUGAAAAAGCGAUAUCUCUUGACGUUGAGAUUGUUAACUGCGCAGAAUUGAAGCUUCUUCUGGAGGCGGCAUAUACUCUGCAAUUUGUCAACGAAAGACUGAAUGAUGAGAAAAUAGAAAUUGAAGAGCUUAAAACUUUGAUUGAUAAAUGCUCUAUGGCGAAUACAUGCAGUGAAAUCAACGAAAAGACGAAGAGCUUGUUGGAAAUGUACGACCGAAGUCUGGAGUGGGAAACGAAAGCCAGAUACUGCCUGGAAUGCAAUCCAAAAUAUACGAUCGACCAAUUAGCUAGUAUUUUGUCGGACGCUGAAGAUCUGCCAACUUACCUACCGACUGUCAAUGCACUCCAAGAGUCAGUAUGUAAGGCCAAGGAUUGGGUUGUUCGGGUGGAAAGUCUUCUGGAGCAAGAUCCUCCACCGUACCUUGCAGUUCUAGAAGGACUCGCAGUGAAAGGCAAAGCUCUGCCCGUUCAGCUGACAAACCACACAACAGUCCAGUUUUUGAUUGACACGGCAACAGAAUGGAAAGAUAAAGCAGAGAAAAUGUUUUUGAAGAGCAGCAAUUCUGAACUGACUUUGACCGAUGUUUUAACUCCCAGGAAUAAUUUUAACGUUAGGUCGCGAAGCGGCGCCUCGAAAAAUCGAAGACGAACAGAAACUGCCCUAUAUCGAAUUGUUGACUAUUCGUUAGAAGAACCAAAGUCACCUGCGUAUUUUGCGAGGAACUACCGCGAGUUAUGUAUCGAAGAACUUGGCGACAUGAAAGAAUUAAGAUCAAGAAAUAUCGACAGAGCUUCGAAGGACGAUAAUAACAAGGAACUGUACUGUGUGUGUAGGAAGCCAUAUUCUGGAUUCAUGCUGCAAUGUGAUUUAUGUCGAGAUUGGUUCCACACAACAUGUGUCCCACUUCCAAAAUCUAUUGCCUACAAAAUGCAGGGCAGAAGUUCUGUAGCUGCACUCACUGAAGCCAUCAAAGAUCUCAAAUACCUCUGCCCAAUGUGCAAGAGAUCCAGACGUCCGAGACUGGAAAAUGUGCUGACAUUGCUGGCCGGUCUUGAAGAAAUUCCUCUUCGGUUGAUUGAAGGCGAAGCGGUCCAAUGCCUGUUCGAACGUGCAAUGUGCUGGCGCUCAAAAGCUCGCGAUUACUUAACAUCUCAAGAAAAGUUCAAAAACGUAGUUUCAAAAAUGGCCAUGAAAAAACCACCGGAAACAAUUUAUCCAGUUCUCAAUUUCAAAAACGAAGUAUGUUUCGACAGCUCUGAAGAUGAAACGUGUGAUCAUCAAGUUAAUAAAACAGAGCCAGUUGAAGUGAAAACUGAGCCAGUUGCUCCAAAAAAUGACAUCAGUCAAGAUCAGAAGCAAACAUUCGACGAAGGCGUUGGAUCUUCUAUUACAAGUGAUGUCAGCGCUCCAUUGACCCUAGCGGUUAAGAUUGAAAACGAGGAGCGUCAAGUUACAGUAGAAGAUAUUGUAAUGACGAUCUCUGAAAGUGAGCUGGACACUAUGGAGUCGUUACUGCUCGAAGGUGAUUUGAUUGAAAUCGGACUGGACGAAACGCAUUAUUUGUGGACCAUUGUUCAAGCAGCCAUUGCAGCUGAAGAUCAAGAAGACGAGGAGGAGGAGGAGGAAGAAGAAGAAGAAGAGGAUAUCAAAGAGGAACCAAUUGAUGUGUCGACAGGGAAAGAUCAAAAGCCAAAGACGAGUGGAAAAGUGGAGCCCCGGAAGAGUGCAACAAGUUUUGUGAAGAACCCAGCAAGGUCGAAGCCCACGAAGCGAAGAUAUGCAGCAUCUAGUCAAUCCCGCACACGGUCAAAGAUUGCCGAAAAAAAAGCGCCAAAUGAAAGCAGCGGCUCUUCAAAUUCAGAAGGUUCUAAACCCGUCUCUAAAAAGCAAAGCCAACCCGAUUCACCGAACACCAUCAAACGAAGAAGGUCAGAAAAGGUUGCCAAAACCCCCGAAGAUAUCUCUCCCUUCCAUGAUUUACCUGCUCUAAACCAACCUAACCAGAGCAAUGCAAUCAAAAAGCAAAAACCAAGGGGUGGUCGACCUAGGAAACAGUCAGCAUCCUUUGAGAAAUGCGCGCUUGGUUUAAAAUGUUCAGAGCCGCAUGGUAAAGACAUCAACUGGGUAAUGUGCGAUAACUGUGAAAACUGGUACCAUGUAAGAUGUGUUGGAAUUACCAAUGAGCAAGCUGAAAAUGAAGAUUUUAUUUGUCGUGCUUGUGCGGCUAAAGCGAACAACUCGGAACCCGAAUAUGCUCCGACGAGUGGAGAUUUCGAGCGAAGAUUGCAACCCGAGAACGAAAGAUCCAGUUCGGUAUCGUCUUCGGUUUCGAGUAUUUUCGGCCCGACGAACAGCAAUGUAAACUCACAAUCAUCAGCGUCACAGUGUUCCAUACCUUGCUUUGAUCCUGAACCUUACAGCGUUGCGAGUUCAUCUUCGUUUUUUACGACUCAAGUCGGCUCCUCAUCUUCGGGUGCUGUCGGGUCCUUUAACGAUAGGCAUCCAGCUAUUUCUUCAAAGACCUUUCAAAGUGGGUCGUCCCUACCUAUCACAGAUGACACGAGAAUAGCUGCUGAACUACUUCACGCUUUAGCGAGUCGAGGAUCGUCUUCAAGCGUGAACACGUGACAUGCUGCGUGAAAUCUUAGAAGUUUUGUAGCAUAAAAACCACGAACAUUUACCUUUUCUUUGCCUCUGGUUGAUGUUAAGUUACCAGUUUUAUCGUUAAUUUCAAACAAAAACAAUCUGUGCUUCUUAGAUGUUUGUUCGUAUCUUGUAACCAAGAGUGAAAACGAAAUAUCCGUUAUUUUGAUUCCUAUAGCUGAUUUUAUGUCAAUUUAAUCAAAAUCCAAUAUAUAUGCACUAAAGCAUGAACAAAGACACGAUGCUAAAAUGCUUCAAUUUUGGUAUCUGUAUAUACUUUUCAACUAAGCCUUUGCAUUUACUUCGUUGAUUUUUGAUUUACAAACUCCAUCAGUGGGAAAUCCUAAUAUUUGAGGAAAUCUCGAUCUUAUAUGCUCUCCAACAAUUUAGACUUGAACUCGCCGUUCAGAUUUCAAAAAAAAAUAGUUUUUUACUGGUGAAUUUAAGCAAAUUAUUUGUUGAUAGAAAAUGACCAAGGGCUCGAUUUGUUUGUCUGCAAGUUAAGAUUUUGGAUUCAAUUAAUGCGUGAAGGCGAAAUUGCUGCCAAUCCUGUUUUAUUCGAGCCCUUGGCGGCUAAUCUCAUUUCGAGUUGAAGUCAUGACAUUUUGUUUUCUUGACACGAUAAAAGUGAUCAGAAAGUAAGUAUUUAAUCGUAAUCUUGAUCAAAGUAUUUAGGUGAAAUUGAUUGUUUUUUGUCAAAGAAAAACUAGGUCAAUUUGAUCUCAAUCAGCUCGAAAUGCUGUCAGUAAGAAGAUCGUCCACUCCAUAUGAAAUCAUAUCCGUUGUGUUCAUAGUACCUAAUCUUAAUCCAUAGUUAGAUGUGUAUUAUUGUAGAUUAAUUUUCCUCGAGUAAUAAAUCGAUCAAUUUUUAGCUUGGCGCCGAUAAAGCAUUCGCAUUCCGAUUGUCGAACGAUCCAGAGAACUAUUUUACAAAAUAUUGAAAUUGCGAUUUUUUAAGAUUCCAGGUUGAUUUUGAUUAUUAGUGUCAAAUGGUUCGGCUUUCAACUGUAGUUGUAAUUAAAGAAACGAAGCGUGUGUUUUCAUUGUUGGUGUUUCAGAAGGUCAUCUUUGUUCUCUUUAUUAAAUGUCUUGGAAGCUGUCGCAGAGGUAAACUAUUUCAGGUCUAAUUGCAAUCUAAGUAAACACGAGACACAGAACUAUAAUAUGAGACCUGAUUUAGUAUGCCUAAAUUUGGUGCUCAUUCUUGUUAGAAUGAGAUUUGUUUAUUUAUAUACAAAAAUGGU